Molecule: messenger RNA, 555 nt
Organism: Colletotrichum acutatum
Lineage: Eukaryota; Fungi; Ascomycota; Sordariomycetes; Glomerellales; Glomerellaceae
Exons: 1
Coding region: 1-555 (184 amino acids)
Source: RefSeq, a predicted model, not a curated record
AUGGCUCCACAAAGAAGUACCGGGGACCUUACCAUUCAUCUGAAGGCGAUCUACGCUUCUUACAGACAUACUGCGGAUAUCGACGCGAAGGGAAUGUUUUUUUCUCCAUCUUGCUACCAAAUAUGUCGCCCAAACCCCUCGUUUGCUGCACACGAUCGUGAGACAAUCGUGCGCUACUUGCACGAGUACGCACCAAAAGACAAAUACGGGGCAUCGGGGUCAAGUGGAAAGCCAGCAAAGAAGGGAUUUUAUACGAUACGAGCACUCGAGAAACAGGAAUUGGAGUUCGGCACCGAUGAGCAGACUGCUCCUGCCGGCUUCUCUUCAGCGUCUGAAGUCGAACAGAUGGCCAGGAGAGAGGGGUGGGUGGGAAUGAGGGUCGAUCUUUGGGAUGAAUCACCGAGCCAUGAAGCAGAUGAGAAAGAAGACCUUUUGGUUAAGGUGCAGUACUGGUGGAGGAGAGAGGAAGGCAGUUGGAUGCAAAUCUUCCACGACAUCAUGUACAUGGGCCCGCGUGAUGGGAGUGAAGGGGUUGAUGCGGAGAUCCUGGAGUGA